Danio rerio (zebrafish) is the source of this 1249-nucleotide messenger RNA. RefSeq names its product pdgfa associated protein 1b (gene pdap1b). Lineage: Eukaryota; Metazoa; Chordata; Actinopteri; Cypriniformes; Danionidae. The record is from RefSeq and is marked provisional.
GUGCCUGAAUGUAAAUAUAAGAACAUGGACCCGCUGGCUAAAUGCUAAUCGAUGACUGUACCUACAUAAUCGUGGAGUUUUGUGUUGGUGUCAUUUACUGUAUAUCACCCGAGCCGAUAAAUACCACGAGCGGUUAAAUACUGGCAUUCAGUACUUAGUUAAAUACGCUAGGUUGUGAACUGUGGCAACCUGAUAUCAUUACUGUACCAAGCCUUUAUUGGGAUUCCUAGUGUGUUUAACUCGAUUAUUUUUAUUUCAAGUCAAGUUUAUUCUUCAUUAUGCCUAAAGGAGGGAAAAAAGGUGGCCAUAAAGGUCGCAUGAGAACCUACACAAGUCCCGAAGAAAUUGAUGCUCAAAUGAAAGCAGAAAAAGAAAGAAAAAAGAAUGAAGAAGAAGAAGGCGCAGCAGUGAACGACAACCAGAGUGAAGACAAACUAACAGCAUCAGGUUCAGAGGACAGUGACGAUGACGGGUCUCAGAAAAGAAAGGGGGUUGAGGGCUUGAUAGAGAUCGAAAAUCCCAAUCGAAUCGCCCAGAAAGCGAAGAAAGUGACAGAAAUAGAACUUGAGGGACCUAAACAGCUUUCCAGAAGAGAAAGAGAAGAGAUUGAAAAGCAAAAGGCGAAAGAAAGGUAUAUGAAAAUGCAUUUAGCAGGAAAGACGGAUCAAGCUAAAGCUGACCUCGCUCGACUCGCCAUUAUUAGAAAACAGCGUGAGGAGGCUGCACGGAAAAAAGACGAGGAACGUAAAGCGAAAGAAGAAGCAGCAGCGGCAGCAGCAGCAGCUAAAGGACUGCAUACAUUGUCUCUCAAAUAAUCUAAAUCGUGGAUUCUCAGAGGUUUUGUGGACAGUAAACAGUUAUAUUGACAAUGUUAUUUUUGAAGAAAACGCAAAUGAUAGUGAGGUAUGCGAUGCGAAACGAUGUAACACGAUGUUCUAUUGAAAAGGAGCAUUUCAGAGUAUAUUAACACAGAAAAGUGGGCAUCGUCCAAAAACAAAACGCCUUUGUGAGAGCCCGGAUUUGUUCAAUUUUAAUGCUUGCUUUCACUCAAUGAUAUUAGGAAUAUAGUCAUAUUUAUUAAUAUAUUAACAUAUUGCCACAUUUAACUGAGGGGAUUGUACAAUAUAAAGACGCCAUAGUCUGUCCUCAGUUGUAAAGGACCUGGUGUAAUUUAGAGCGACGUUCUGAUGGUAUUCUCUUAAAAUAUUGUAAAGGAUAACAAUAAAGUGUCAGAACUUUUUAUUGAAAA